Messenger RNA from Daphnia pulex (common water flea), 5047 nucleotides. RefSeq names its product NADPH oxidase 5-like. Gene Ontology annotation, molecular function: calcium ion binding; superoxide-generating NAD(P)H oxidase activity. The record is from RefSeq and is a predicted model, not a curated record. The transcript is spliced from 17 exons. The coding region runs from base 1582 to 4563 and encodes 993 amino acids. Gene Ontology annotation, cellular component: plasma membrane; NADPH oxidase complex. Gene Ontology annotation, biological process: defense response; superoxide anion generation. Lineage: Eukaryota; Metazoa; Arthropoda; Branchiopoda; Diplostraca; Daphniidae.
GCGCUCCAUUUCAUUUACUUCAAAGGAUUUCCCGAAUCACUGACUGUCAAAAUUUGAAGUAUAUUGCGUGCUUCUUGAAAAUUCUGAAUCUCCUCAGUAAAUGGAGGCAUCCCUUUAUACGCAUACAUAAUGCAUAGGUAGACUUAUCCCAUGGUUACCUAUACACAUACGGCAUAACAGGAUCGACUUUGGCUUUGCAUUUUUUUGUGUCGUCCUGUUUUGGAAUCAGAACUGAAUUCGGAUGUUGCGCGUCCCAAUUUAAAAUGUUCUUUCAAUAAUAUAAUAUCACAUUCGAAUUCAAUUCACAUCGAGAUUUGCAUUCGUCGAUCAAAAGUGACUUCAUCUUCGUUUCUCACCAAAUAGUUCCGUGUUAGACGAUUCCUCAUUACUUCUCCCUAUUGUGAAAGCAUAUCGUAUAGCCCACGAAACCCGGGCGCGCUGUCAUAUGCACUAAAUUUUAUGUCAUUAUAGGUACAAGCAUCAAUUGAUCAUGUCAUCAAUUAAUAAUGCAUUAUCCAAUACUUUCCAAAAGUCUAGACUUUCUCUUGUGACUUUCUAUAGGAAAUUGGCAAGUCGAUUUUAAUAGAAACAUAGGUAACUGAACCUCUAGACUAAUAUGUAUAUAACCAAGAAGAGAAUCUGAGAAUAUUUUAUCUCUAUGACCUGUAGACAGAUCUGACUGCAUUCGCCGAAUAAGUUCCCCUGAGUACUCAUCUUAAACUUUUUUUUUUAACUCUUAAUUGCAACUUUUGUCGGGGCUCUGACGAGAGUCGUCAGUUCAUCAGUUCUCCACUUCAGCUUUGAUGUGAACUUUCAUUUCCUUAUCAAACAGCUGAAAAUGUAAAUUCAAUGGUAAUAAGUGCAAGCAUCAGUCUACACAUUUUGUACUUUCAAUGGAGCGUGCUGGUUCAAGGCAAGUGUCUCAAACCAUAUUUGGAAUACGCGAAAUAUUACCAAUUUGGUUAUAUCCACGCUCUACUUCUUCCAAUGCGCUGAAGUAUGUUAAGGUUAAAAAUGUUCGUAUGAGUGGAUUUUGUUAUUGUCUAACACUGUAUCAGCUUGACGCUAAAUGGAAAAAUAGUCUUCUAUUAUAGUCAAUUACUGUGAUGGUAUAUUUUGCAGAAAAUUUUUUGUGCAAAAAAUAAAUGGAAAUGUAUUUCAUCCUGUAUUUCAUCAUUCAUACUAGGCAUAAUAAAUAACACAGAUUCGUGUUUUUUGAAGGUCGUUUAUUUACGCACAAUUUUGCAUCAGCUGUUUGGCAAAAAAAAAUCAAGUGGGUUAUGCUUACGUCGUCUUUUCACUUUCUAAAAAAUUCCCACUCCUGUUUGGCUGGAAUUCCCCGAUCAGUAAACGAAAGUUCAUUCUGCCUCGGAAAAAUUUGCGUGUCAAAGACAACCAAAAGUGAAAGUACCAUACUGAACGAAAAACAUAUAUACCCUUUUUAAAAACCUAGACGGAAAAGGUAGUGUUAGCCAUUGCGACGUGGUCAGUCUCCUUUGACACUUUACACAAACGAUACACGCUACGGAUACUCUCGAGAAGAAAUAUUUCCACAGUGCUUCAUAUUUUUACAAACCAAAAAUGGCGAAAUUUGCCUCACUUGAUAAGGAGGUGGAUUCAGCCUUUGAAAUACAAAUAGCGGAAAUCAACGCCAACGAGCCAAAAGAGACCCGCAAAGUUGCUUGGUUUGUGCAAGCUCAACAACGCCAACAAGCUCUAACGGGACUCCAGUCUCUAUGCAAACAACGAAAUGAAGAAAAUACGGAGACGUUCAGUGCGGACAGCUUCUGUCGACUAUUCUCACAAGAUAAUGUACUGCAUUUGCUGUUUCGGUUGUUUGAUCACCAUUCCAGAGGUAAACUCGUCCAUUCUGAUUUCAUUGGAGAUCUCAAAGAAAAACUACGACCAAAAACUGAUUUCAUUGACCUGUUGGAUACCCUGUGGUACAUUUUUGUGAAGGAAGACGAUAUUGAUUUCGAAAUCUUUUGCCGCAUUUUUAAAUCCAAAGGGGUGUUGAGUAAGCUUUUCGCUUUGAUCGAUACGGACAAGGCAGGCGCAGGACAGGUGUCUGUAAACCAAGUGAUGGCUUCUAUCACCGAGUACACAUCAGAAAGGAGGAACCUUCACAUUUUAUACCCGGGACGUGCGGAGGAGCUAUUCCGUUCCAUCGUCACUAACGGCAACCGGGAAAUGAGCUUCGAAGACUUUAAGAAACUUAUCCCUUCCAAAAACAAAUUUUUCGCCGAACGCAUCUUCCGCAUAUUUAACAAGGACGGCUCUAAAAAUAUUUCUAUUGCUGAAUUUCGAGAGGGUCUUGAGCAAUUUUGCGGCCAAUCCGAAGAGGACAAAGUCCGGUGUCUUUUCCAAAUCUAUGACGAAAAUGGAGACGGACUGAUCAAGCUGUGUGAACUGAAAUCCGUUCUCAAGGCCUGCAUCGAGGAGAACGGAAUGAAAUUCAAUGAAAAGCAAGUCGAAGAACUUGCUGAAGCUCUCUAUGACGACGCCAGGGAUCGCAGUGACACGUCAAGGCAUUCAACAAGAAAUGGUCUCACCUACGACGAGUUGAAAGCUCAGAUGUCCAAACAUCCAGGGCUACUUGAAAAUCUGUCCAUCAGCUUGGACCGCUUUCUUCUACCGAGCCCUGAAAAGAAAACUCAACGUCAGCCAAUCUUUAAACCAAUGGUCUCAUACGUUAAGAAUAACGCACCUUUCGUUAUCUUUGUCCUUGCUUACGCUAUCGUCAAUCUCGGCUUAUUCAUCAGUCGAGCCAUUCAGUACAAGGACUCUAAUAUGUUUUACAUUUUAGCCAGAUCUUGUGGACAAACGUUGAAUUUCAACUGUGCCUUCAUUUUGGUUUUGAUGCUUCGCCGUGGUAUCACGCUGCUGAGAAACAUCGGCUGCGGUAGCUUCUUACCUGUGGACCAGCACGUCUAUUUGCACAAAGUUUGCGGUGGUGUUGUCGUUGUAUUGAGUGCCCUUCACACCUUGAUGCACAUAAUUAAUUUUCCUCUAAAUAUUGCUGGUGAGGUGGUGUCCCCAGUGACAAACAGAACUCAUUCCGCUGCAGAAUGGUUAUUUACCAUGAGACCCGAACUAUUUGGACUUUAUCCUGGCCUUGCCAAUAUAACUGGAUGGGCGCUUGUGGUAAUUCUGGCCAUCAUGGCCAUAUGCUCAUUGCCAUCUGUUCGCAAAAGCGGUUACUUUGAGGUUUUUUACUGGACCCACUUGCUGUACAUUCCUUUUUGGAUUCUUCUGAUUCUCCAUGGCCCUAAUUUCUGGUACUGGUUCAUCGGACCAGGACUCUGUUUUGCCCUUUUUAAAGCAAGUCGUCGAAUCAGACUUAGUUCUAGUAACAGGGGUCGCACCGAUAUCAAUUCUGCCAUGCUUUUACCGUCUCGCGUUACUCAUCUGGUAAUUCGUAAGCCGGAAAAUUUUUAUUUUCAUCCUGGAGACUACGUCUACCUAAAAGUUCCGGCAAUCACUUCAACCGAAUGGCAUCCAUUUACCAUCAGCAGUGCUCCAGAACUUCCAGAUUUUAUAUGGCUACAUAUUCGAUGUGCUGGUGGGUGGACCAAUAAGCUCUAUGAAUAUUUUGAACAAGAACAGUCCAAACAACUUCUACGUACUAAUAACGUUAAAAACGACAAUAACAAGUAUCCGAAAGCAAUCAGCGCUAUUGAACCGACUUCCGUCGAAAAUGACAUCAGAUCAAAGUAUAAAUCUCACUGCAUUGCAAUGCCGUCAGGCAUGCCAAUGCGCCAACAACCAUGUACGGAAAACGUCUCUCUGCCAAUUCAAAUUGAUAAGAAUUCUCCAUUGAACCCGCGAAAAAUGAAAUUGACACCAAGAGCUUCUCACGCUCCUGAAACUAUGGCAAAGGAUUCAGCGGAAGUUAUCCAGAGUCAUCAACCCCCGAUGAGGGAAGAACGACACAUCUUCCACUCGCUAGAAGUGGCAAUCGAUGGCCCUUAUGGAGCUCCUUCGAGUCACAUUUUUCGUGCGGAGCAUGCGGUUCUUAUUGCGGCUGGCAUUGGUGUGACUCCCUUCGCCAGUAUUCUCCAAUCAAUUAUGCAUCGCUACUACGCCAUUCGACAAAGCUGCCCCAACUGCAACCAUUCGUGGGCUUCGCAAAUGCCCGAUUCUAUCAUGAAUCUAAAAAAAGUCGAUUUUUUCUGGAUUAACCGCGAUCAACGCAGUUUUGAGUGGUUCGUUGACAUGCUGUCGCAACUGGAAAUGGAACAGACGGAUGUGGGUGGCGUGCUCGAUCGAUUUCUUGAUUUGCACAUGUACAUAACUAGUGCCCUGAAAAAGACAGAUAUGAAAGCUGUUGGACUGCAAAUGGCCUUCGACUUGCUUUAUGCAAAGGACAAACGUGAUUUGGUGACAGGACUGAAGACUCGCACCAACGCUGGCAGGCCAAACUGGGACAAAGUAUUUCAGAAAUUAGUUGACGAAGAUAAGGGAAAGGUAACGGUGUUCUACUGCGGCCCCCCACAAUUGGCAAAAGAACUGAGAAAAAAAUGUAACGAGUUCGGCUUCGACUUCCGCAAAGAAAUAUUUUAGAUGUAUAUUUAGCGAGCCGACUUGACUGCUGCUGUUGUUUAUUGCUAUUUCAUAAUAAUGCAUAUCUCACAAAUACCGAGUGAUGCAACGAGCUGUUUGCAACAUCUUUGAUUGUCUCUGAUUGCCAGCGAAUUUUGGCUGGCAUUCCCCAAUUUUUUUGCUGGCAUUCCCCAAUUUUCUGCUGGGGACUUUUUUUUUCUUUUGAUAAUCACUAUGAAAAUCCCCCAAAUUCUUGCGCUAGUACGCAUAACUUUAUUUAUUUAUUUAUUUAAUUUACCUCUAAGCGUUUCAUUUUUAAAAACUCUAAAAAUUUCGUUUAAAUUUUUUUAACAUCCGCAUUUAUGUUAAUUUGCAAUUACGUCAUCGGUUUCGAACUGAAUCAUGUGGCAGAAAAAUGUUACCUGCCACGGGUUUACUACCUCUGCCUCUGCGAAUGUUAUAAUCUGGGUAGAAUAGAAUAUACGUACACGUCACGAACACAAAA